Vitrella brassicaformis is the source of this 958-nucleotide messenger RNA. Lineage: Eukaryota; Vitrellaceae. The record is from the annotation of a GenBank genome assembly.
UCACUCCCCCACGCCGCCCUCACUCUCACCCAGCUUGUUGGCAGCAGCUUGCGCGAAGUCGCCCAGUGAGGUGUCGGCCGUCAACUGGAUCUCAAUGGUGGAUCCCGAGCCAACCAUCAGCUGGACCUUGACGGUGAAGGAGCCGUCCUUGUGGAAGCGGUUGGUGUCGUCUUGUGUGGUGGGGUGGGGGGCGUGGAUACUCUGCCUGAGAUCCGGCAGAUAGACAGACAGACCGACAGACAGGAAUGGUCACGCGUGUGGUUGCGGGGUGUGUCUGCGUCUGUCUCUGUGUGUGCUGACCUUCCUCUACGUCAUUCUUGGCGUCGAACAGCAUGCCGCCUCGAUUCUUGUAGGGGGCCUCGGCCUCGUCAUCUUGUCAGGUGUCAUACUGACACACAUACGAACAGCCGGCAUGAGUGUGACACCAUGGUGUGGUCUGUGCCUGUUUGUAUCAUGAUGUACCAGAUAGCGAAUCGAUGAACUGAUGGCUAUGCGUGACAUCAUGCGUGUGAUGUGUUGAUAAUAUAUGUCGCCCAUGCUCGUCCUCUCGAGGAAUCUGUCGGCAUUGAUGGGUCUUCUGCGGCACCCCGAAGGUCGAAAUGGCCAUGCAGCCAUCCGAGCGUCUUCCAACACUGUACCGCACACACACCCACAUAAGAGUCUUCGUCGGUGUGUGGGUGGCGCACUGCGUGUUCACCUUGAGGUUGUCGCCGAAGAGGGCCACGCUCUCCAUCAUGAGCACCGACACGUGGCGGUUACACACUCGAUGUGUGUAUGGACGCAUUGCGUACCGGCAGCUGGUCUGAGCUGCUGUGUGGGCGGCUGCAUUGGGCCGUCGCUGCGAAUCGAGCAGACAGAUGUGGUUGAGUGGGAAGAGCGUGUUUGGCGACACCCAGCUCCUUGGCACCGUCUCCCUCUCGUCCGGCGGCUCCCACGCAGACCAGCCGCCCCACACCAU